CCACUUUUGGAAAAUAUUUGUGAGCACUCCCUUCCUUAUGAAGUGCCAUUACAAUGGACCGGAAACUGAACUUGUUUUAAAACACAAGUGAAAGUGCUGUGAACACUUUCAUGCUUAAAAACGCUCAUUUUAGUGUUUUCAGUCUUUUUGAGUAAUGUUCACAGACUCGUUCAUGAGGCACGAUGCCAAAAAUUCUUCUCAGUGGAUGUUUGUUUACCGUUCUGGCUUUUUCAUCUAAUCUUCACGUGUGUGCAGACGAGUGUGUGACAGCGGUGUUUGCCAAACGUAAUAACAUGCACAAACCCGAAGGUAGCAGCUUGUCUAUAGGGUGUGAUGUCCAUCACUGCAAACAGAAAUGGACAGGAGGAUGGGGGGUUAGACAGCAAUAUUUCACUUUCCUCAACACGUCUCAACGAGUCCACAUUUCUAACGGUGAAAUCUCACAAGACGUCACACGCCUCACCCUCACCAUCCACAAUCUCAACCAGUCAGAUUCUGGGCUGUACAUGUGCAACAUCAACUGGGGGGCGUCCAGCAGCCAGGGUCAUGUCACACAGGUCAAUGUGACUGCAGGCAGCUCAGAGCAGUUCAUGCCUGAAUCCACAGGGAGGAAGCUGUCUUACAGGUUGUUAGUUUGUGCUGCGGCCAGUCUGUGUUUCCCAUUGGCUUUGGCUCUGGCGCGUUGUUUCCCCUCUGACGUCCAGCCUCCACCUCCUGUUCCUCCUCCACGCUCCCGAUACAGCUCCACAGUUCGAGUUAAACCAAAAGCUGAUGUGGUGUACACAACGUUGACUCUGACUGAUCCCAGACGGCAGAGCGCCGCUCAAGCGGCGAACAAAUCGACGGCAGUCGUUUACUCAACAGUGUCCUUCUCCACUGUUUGAACCUCUCAGGAAAGCGUCAAAUAAAAUACAUUAACGCUGUGAUUUAGUAGUUUGUCAUCUCAGGAUUAAGAUUUUACUCAUAUACAAAUUUAUAAUCUAACAAUUUUCACACAAAAAAAAUGGUGAUCAAUCAGAAAUAAGAACUGAAGUAUGAAUUGGUUCAAAUCAUUGUGUGCUUCCUGUUUACCUUUGAGGCACAAACACUGUAAACAUGAAAGAAAUACAUUAGCUAAAAAUUAAAUGUACAGUUUGUCCACACUUUUUCCACAAGCUUGCGAAUUCCAGGUUAUCGGGUAUGGAGUUGUGUAUCUCAGUCAGAAUAAUUUAUAUACAGUACAGUAACUGGACACCAGGAGGUUACAGAGCCAAACAUUUCCUAAGCUAGGGUUUGUAAGAUUUAGAUGCUAAUAUAUGUUUAUUUGUUUAUUUGCUUCUAUAAAUGUGUUUUGCAGCAUGCUAUACAUGUUAGCAGUAGAUUUAUCUUACAGUGUAACUACGUUAGCUUCUAAAAGUGCAAAUGUCAGAAACCAAACAAAGAAUAUGGACUCCAUUUCAUGGUACAGUACAAAUUAAAAAUGAGCAGUUUUACUUUUUGGAUAUACCAUUAAAGUAACCACAAACCUUUUGACUUAUUUUUAUUGUCAAUGGAAUAUAAUAAUAAUUAAUGGAAAACAUGAUUAGCAUCACAUCCAUAUUAUAUCUCUGAUAUUUAACUCUUAAAAUCUGAAUGUAAAAUGUGAAAAUGUGUUGCUUUGUAAAUAAAAAGAGCUCAAAACA
Molecule: messenger RNA, 1661 nt
Organism: Tachysurus fulvidraco (yellow catfish)
Lineage: Eukaryota; Metazoa; Chordata; Actinopteri; Siluriformes; Bagridae
Exons: 5
Coding region: 183-884 (233 amino acids)
Biological process (GO): immune response-regulating cell surface receptor signaling pathway
Cellular component (GO): plasma membrane
Molecular function (GO): signaling receptor activity
Source: RefSeq, a predicted model, not a curated record